AUGUCUUCCGAAAAAAUUACGGUCCAUAAUCUGGCCGACCUGAAGAAUACCUCGGACGAUGCUCUCCCCAACUACCUCAACUCUCUCAAAUUCACCCAGUCCCAUGCGCUCACCGAUGUCCGCCUCGCGCUCGGCUACUCAGCAUUUUUGAUUGCGGGCGCAUGUUUCCUUUGGGAUUAUAAGCUCGGCUUCGACAGCACAAAGUACUACACGGCCGCCGCCGUGGUCCUCUACUCGAUCCUCAACGGCGCUCUUACGCUAUGGAUCUGGUUGAAGGAGGCAGGCACCGUGUAUGAGGGCACAUCACCCUCAGGCGAGAAGGUCAACAUCGCGACAUCCACAAAGAAGAACGUACCGACCUACAACAUGAAGAUCACCCUGACCUCGAAGAACGGCGAAAAUAAAGUCAUCAACCUCUCACAACCCUUCAACCAGUGGUUCGACUCACAAGGCCGCUUCGUCGCGGUUCCCUUCCAGGAGAUCCUCGCUACCAACAUCCCCGCCGUCGGCAAGCUUGACCCCAAGCGUAUCGCAUCCACCUCCCAGGGAUACUCGACUGACGUCCUCGACGCGCUGUACGCGGAGAACACGGCGACGGGGAGCGGCGCGGAGGCGGCCAAGGGUGGCAGCAAGAGACGCAAGGCAUAG
Colletotrichum abscissum is the source of this 648-nucleotide messenger RNA. Its product is annotated as microsomal signal peptidase 25 kDa subunit. Gene Ontology annotation, cellular component: membrane; signal peptidase complex. NCBI's taxonomy places the organism in Eukaryota, Fungi, Ascomycota, Sordariomycetes, Glomerellales, Glomerellaceae. The transcript is spliced from 3 exons. Gene Ontology annotation, biological process: protein targeting to ER. The record is from RefSeq and is a predicted model, not a curated record. The coding region runs from base 1 to 648 and encodes 215 amino acids.